GACAAUUUUUUUUAUGGCUGACCGUAACAAAUCGGCGACACGGAGCUAAAAGAGAUCUUUCACUGCUGGGAGCGAGGCUGAUUCAUGAGCAGAAGACCCGAGGAGAGGUUGCAUGAUUGAGAGACAGAGAGAGAUGGCAAGUGAAGACGGAGAGAUGUCCACCAUUUCAGCUCAUGAUCUGGCCAGAGAGAUACACUCCAACCAGGACUGCGUGGUGUUGUUGGACUGCAGACCUGUCUUCUCCUUCAGUUCCUGCCACAUCUCGGGGGCCGUCAACAUCAAUCUCGCCUCCGUCAUGAGGAAGAGGUUCAUGGCCGGGAAGAUUGGUCUCCCUGACCUCAUAUCAUCUCCCCACUGCAAGACUCUGCUCCAGAACGGAGGCUCGGGGAAGGUGGUGGUAUACGAUGAGUCCACAACUGACCCAAACUCUCUCUCCUCAAACACCACCGCCCACCUCGUCAUUAUGGCUCUCAGCAAGAUGGGCAACACUCCACUACUACUCAAAGGAGGUAUCUGUGAGUUUGGGGUACUCCACCCCAGUCUGUGUGAGGUCAGUGUUACUCCAGUACAGAGGGCCAUCUCUGCUGGACCUAGAGCCACCACUCCAGGUCAGAGGGACCAGGCUCUAGACUGGAAGACUGCUCCUCCUGUCUUUAUUCUCUCUUUCCUGGUCCUGGGAAGCCAGAAAGACGCACACUGCAAACAGGUACUACAGGAGUUUGGAGUGAAGUACAUUCUCAACGUGACGACAAAGUGUCCCAACUACCACGAGGAGGACAAGGAGUUUGAGUACAAGAGAAUAGCAGUCACUGACACCGGGACACAGAAACUCUCCAACACUUUAGAGAGGCCUUUGAGUUUAUUGGUGGACUCGUGUGUCCUGAUCCACUGCAUGGCUGGCAUAUCUCGCAGCGUCACGCUCACCAUAGCCUACCUCAUGAGCCACUUUGGCCUCCCCAUGACCUCCGCCUACCAGUACGUGAAGGAGCGACGUCCGGCCAUAUCCCCGAACCUCAACUUCAUGGGUCAGCUGGUGGAGUUUGAGAACUGCUCCUCCACGCACCCAGAGGGAGAGGGAGACGGGCUGCCUCUCAGAUUAGAGGAUUUCGCUCCAUCUCUGGAGCAGCAGGAGAUGUCUGAGCUAAUGAAGGUCAGGUCUACCUGUAGUGGAGGCUCCAGUAAGGAGAGCACACCAGAGGCCACCAGAAACACCCCAGAGGCCGGAGUCAAACCCAGCAGUGAGGGUCCAAGGUUCACCCUCAAGCCACUCACAUCCAACAAGAGGAAGAAGAAGAGAGUUUCCCCACGCACGUCGCCACGGAUACUGACAGACGAGGCAGCGUACCUGAGUCCCAAGAAGCAGGGAGGGGGGAGGGAGGGGGAGGGAGGUGGUGUGGACACGCAGCCAGCUAUCAAUUCUGUGUCGGUGGUCAAGAGUCUGGGAGGAACAGCUCCCACCGUGCUGAGUCAGCUACGAAGAGGCAGCGUGGAACAGGCCAUCAAGAGCUUUGAAAAACUCCAUACAACUGACUAAACCUUUCCUGACUGGAAUUAUUCACCUUCUCCUCCCCACAUCCUCCUCUAUUUUACCCUCCACUAUUUAACUAUAUAUAAGCCACCCUACUUAGAGCCUCACUAUGUAUAUCAGUACAUCUGACUCCACUUUUGUUCAUCUCCGAUUUUUCUCCUUUCUCUACUGUAUACUCGCUCACCCUUAUCAAAAUGGUAUCUCACUUCAGUCCAUUUCCUUCUGACUAACUCUUUCCUUGUCGCUAUACGGUUGCACCUACCAAAUUAAAUUUCACAGCUUAUGCACCACUAAUACCCAUAUUAUUUACCCUUCUCAGUUUCUCUGUAAUGUCUGUCUUUCUGUGUAGUUUCACUUCUCCUAGAAUUAUGUCCCCACAUGUUAUUCAGUGAUCUAGUUUGUCACCCAUACGUACAUACAUGCCUAAUGUUUUAUACUUCUCGCCUGUAACUAACCUCUUGUGUCGUAAUCCAUCUUUUUUUGUCUUCUGUUUUGUUCUUCCUCUUGUGCUUCGACCCCACAAUGUCAUUGUGUGCAAGUGAUUUUAUAAUUAUAGAUAUUAAACUUUUUCAGUGGCUCAUGUCAUAAGUACGUUUUUCAGCAUCAUGUGCCGUUUUACAAUUAAUGAUCGAAGUAACACAAGUAGUGCUUACUUGUGUGCCAUUCAUGAUAUGAUGUGGGCAACUUGUAUCUCCACGAAUAAUACAUCA
This is a messenger RNA of Geodia barretti, 2238 nucleotides long. The record is from the annotation of a GenBank genome assembly. NCBI's taxonomy places the organism in Eukaryota, Metazoa, Porifera, Demospongiae, Tetractinellida, Geodiidae.